Dovyalis caffra is the source of this 297-nucleotide messenger RNA. The record is from the annotation of a GenBank genome assembly. NCBI's taxonomy places the organism in Eukaryota, Viridiplantae, Streptophyta, Magnoliopsida, Malpighiales, Salicaceae.
AGUUGGUGUGUACUAGUCGCCAAGUAUGCUUCAAAGACAGUAGCAUACAAAACAUUCUCAUCUUUGAAACCAUACAAAUUGAACAUUGCAGUAGCUUCAAGAGAUCGGUGCCUCGGUAUUGCAGUGGAGAGAGAUCAUAAUCAGCAACAACUGAGGCUUGAUGGUACCAAUGAGUCUAUGCUUAUUAAUUUAGAAAAAGCAUUUGCAACUGCUGAAAAUGGCUACUUCAAUGCAGUUGGGCCCGCGGAAUUAAAGGAAGUUAAAGUAAAGUACGGAGAAGCGGAUAUUCUUGGAGCU